Molecule: messenger RNA, 1975 nt
Organism: Doryrhamphus excisus (bluestripe pipefish)
Lineage: Eukaryota; Metazoa; Chordata; Actinopteri; Syngnathiformes; Syngnathidae
Source: RefSeq, a predicted model, not a curated record
GUAAUCCCUCCCUCAUUGCCGUGUGACGCAGAUCGUUUAUUUUUUAGCUGUGUACUCCAAUGUCACAACUCGCUAUCAUUCUCAAAACACGCGAAAAAUGUUUUUCCUAAAUAAUAUCAUAUAACAUGCGUAAACAAGGCUCGUCGAGUAUUUUACCAAAGUAAAUGAUACAGGAUUAGAAAUCUGGCCUACGGUUUCGUUACCCAAAAGUAUUAACACAGUGAGCGCUCUUACAGUGAUUUCGCUCUUCAGCAAAGCUUGGACCAGGUUUGCGUUUCACAAAAUAAAAUGAAUCAAACAGAGGACCCCAAAGUUACGAGUGUGCCUCACAUCGUGAAAGAGGAGCUCUUGGCAUCUGGGAGAUGGGUGAAACUGGAGAAGACGACAUAUGUAGAUCCUGCAGGAAACACAAGAGUCUGGGAGACGGUGAAGAGGACGACGAGGCAAACCAACACAGAUGCAGAUGGUGUGGGCAUUAUCGCGCUGCUGAAGAGGACGCUGCACAAAGACUGUGUGGUGAUGGUGAAGCAGUUUCGGCCUCCUCUUGGAUGCUUCAGCCUGGAGUUUCCUGCAGGCUUGAUUGACGAGGGUGAGAGCGCAGAGGCGGCUGCGUUGAGGGAGCUGAAGGAAGAAACGGGCUACAAAGGCGAAGUAGUCGGAGUAACGCCAGUGACAUGUCUGGACCCCGGCCUCUCCAACUGCACCACCCAGAUUGUCAUGGUCAACAUCAAUGGAGAUGAAAUGGAGAAUAUUAACCCAACACAACAACUGGGUGAGGAGGCGCAAUUUUCCACACACAUACAUAUUCAGCACAGACUAAAUAUUCCAACAUUGCUAUUAUUAUUGACAUUGUUACGUCAAAGAACUACAUUACUGGUGUAGUGACACCUCGCCCCACCACACACUCGCUCAGGCAACAACCGAAUGGUUACACUGCAUACCGUAGGCGGCCUUACUGCUGCUUUGUUUUUAUGCUAUGCUUCUAUGUGAAAUGAAUGUAUUCAAGGAAGGAAGUCCCAGUAAUGCUCAAAAUGACACUUAUCUCCAUUAAAUGACUGAAAUAAUAGAAUAAACUGUACAGAAUUUUUCCCACGUCACUGAACUCACCAUUUCUCUUGUGCUCCUUUACAGGUGACGGAGGUGAGUUGUCAGGGUUUUUCAGAACACAAACACUCUUAGUGCAUGAAACAGAUAACUCAUAGCCUGUUUGUUGUUUUCCCAGAAUUUGUGGAUGUUGUGCUUUUACCUCUUGAUGAAUUCCAGAUGAAAAUAGAUGAGCUGCUGAAGAAAGAAAAAAUAGUAGUGGAUGCCAAGGUUUACAUUUUCGCCAUGGGGAUGAUGCAGGCUUUUUUUAAGCCAAGGGAACUCCCCGUGUUGAAGCAGUGAAAGUGACAUAGAAAACACUAUACAGUUGUUACUGUUCGCACACAGGAACAAACACACUUGUGAUGUGACGUUGAAGUACAAAAAAAGCCAAUAACUAUUUGGGUGCAACAUUUUAAGAAUAGUUUGGACUGCAUCGCAAGGCAUGUACUGUAUGUUUCAUUUCACCUAACAUAGAAAUAGAGUUAAAUGUUCCAUAUCUUUAUGCCAGGGACACAGUUUCAGGGUUUUAACAAUGUAUUUUGUGAUUGUAAUACAUUCCUUAACUUGCUAACAUACUCUUAUUUAGUAAAACAACUUAACAUCUUAUUACCGAAAGCCCUUUCAAAUUGGGCUUUGUGGUUUGUUUGCCAAAUGUCAACAGUGCACAAAUUAUUUUAAACAUUAAUGCAUAUUCAUUCCUUAGGAUUAGUCAACUUUAGAUGAUCUAUGGUGAUCUCCUUCAAUUGUACUUGAUGAUGCAACAGAGAAAGUACGGAAGUCGGGGGUAAAUAAUCCAUGCUGGACCAUCCAGCCUUGGUUUGAGGCCUUCAUCUCAUUGAUGCUGUAGUUACCAGAACGCAUAGCUGACUAAUAAAUGAGUUUCUACAUA